AAAGUGUCAAAAUUCUUCUGGAAUUAUGGUUUUCAAGAACCAGAAAUCAGUCGGUACUUCCAUGGGAAAAUCAAGUUCAUAUGCCGGAGUAACAAAAGAUUUCGAUCUUCAUCCCGAAACCGCCAUUUUCGAAUUUCAAACACAUAAGCCCCUUGGCAGAGAAUGUAGAAGUUCGAUAAGAAUCACGAGUACCCAUAAUGGGUCCUACUCUGCUCCUCCAGGCUCCGCCGAGCUGCUGCAGUGUCGAUUGUUCUCGAAACUGGUGGCUGUGGCCGAACAUUGGCAGAAAUCACCGGCGAGCUACAGAGUCCAUCAGAAAUUCAGAAUUCAGAGCUUCACGAUAGCGUAAAGGGAAUUGAAUUUGACCUCGAGCUUCGAAUCUGGCACUGUUUCUUCAAUCGGAUACGUCACUGCCCCACUUCCUUUUUUGUCUUCUUCAUCUGUUUCCAAUCCGUUCGACGAUCCAAAUAUAAGAGUAGACUAGACCCCCUCCGUCGCCUUCAGUUCCCAGAUUUCCAGAGGCCCAUAUCGCUCUCUCCUGUUCUGUUCAUGUGAUUGUCCAAGACCUAAUAAUGGGCCAGAUAUUGGCUGCUUUUCAUCACUAUUUGAUUUGAUAUGAGGCCCGGGUACCCCCCUCAGUCUUAAACCCGUGGUCACGCUCACACGCACACCAACUGUUUGAUGAAAUGUCAGUGUCGGGUGCCCUGAGAAGUGACUCGAGCAAUGGCUGCUCGGUCUGUUUACUCUUCAUCAGUGCCUUCGCUGCCACCACCUUGUCCAAAGUCUCCACCGGAGUACCCGGAUUUGUAUGGGAAGCGUCGGGAAAUAGCCAAGAUUCAUAUGCUUGAAAGAGAAAUUGGUAUUCUUGAGGACGAACUAAAAUCUGUUGAAAGUCUUCAACCCGUCUCUAUAUGCUGCAAAGAGAUUAGCGACUUUGUUACGGUCAACUCAGAUCCAUUGACGCCUACAUGUAGGACAAAACAUAAGCGAUGCCGCUUCUGGAAGUGGUUAUGCGGAUUUCCUUGCUUUAAUUUGUCAUGGCUGUGCUGCUGCUCUUGCACUGGAUGCUCUGUCUCCCUUGAGGUGCCUCGCUGCUGUGUUUGCAAACCAUGCAACUUCCCAUCAUGUUCAAACUGCUGUAAUAAGCCGAAGUGUAGUUUCUUCUCCUGUCCAUCUUCAUUUUGCUGUAGAAACAUCUCGUGCCGUAGACGGUGUUGCACUUUGUCAUUACCUUCGAUCUCAUGCUCCGAUGGCUGCUGCUGCUGCGAAUGCAAAUGCAGCUGUAAGUGCUCUUUUCCAAAAUGUUCACAGGUACCUUCUUGUCGCUUCUGUACAAAAUCCUGUUGUGACCCCUGCUCUUUAUGUUGUUGUUUUUGACCCCUGCUCGCUUCUGAUAUAAUCAAUGUACAUUAUUAUGAAUAUAUUCUACUUUUUAUUGAUUUUGUCCAUAUUUAUUAGUGGGAAUACGAUUGGUAUGCCUUUUAAAUUAUUUAAGACAA
Molecule: messenger RNA, 1499 nt
Organism: Cucurbita moschata (crookneck pumpkin)
Lineage: Eukaryota; Viridiplantae; Streptophyta; Magnoliopsida; Cucurbitales; Cucurbitaceae
Product: guanine nucleotide-binding protein subunit gamma 3-like
Exons: 6
Coding region: 724-1377 (217 amino acids)
Source: RefSeq, a predicted model, not a curated record